Molecule: messenger RNA, 10399 nt
Organism: Seriola aureovittata
Lineage: Eukaryota; Metazoa; Chordata; Actinopteri; Carangiformes; Carangidae
Gene: usp31
Product: ubiquitin specific peptidase 31
Exons: 16
Coding region: 658-4518 (1286 amino acids)
Biological process (GO): protein deubiquitination
Molecular function (GO): cysteine-type deubiquitinase activity
Source: RefSeq, a predicted model, not a curated record
UAAAACGAUUUUGCUGUUUAGUAGCUUUGCCCGAAUGUGCCUCCAAAUAUGUGAAAAAUGUGAGGUUUACCGAAUUCCGUACACAUUAUCUCCUGUGACUUCCUUUACCUGCAUACCAUGGCGGACUAUCGGUUUCUGUCGUAUUUGGACAUGUUGGCCGCAGGGGACUGUCGCUGCUUCUGUGGCUCUUGUUAUUGUAGCUAGCGCUACCGUUAGCUAAAUUAGCUAACACUGCUGUUUUCGUUCUCCGCGUAACCGAUGUUGAUUCAUUGCUGGCAGUAGGUCAAACCGCAAAACAAGGUAACUGUGGAGCAAGUUGCAGACACAAACAGCUGACCUGGGCAAUGUUUUUGUUACGCUUCUUAACUCAUUCGGUAACUGGUCUCAUGGCAGUAUUUUAGGUAAGGUUCUGGUGCACGGUAUGCUAACGUUAUUUUGACAGUGAAAUUAAACAUCAACCGCUGCAUGCUUCAGAAGGAGAGACCUCAAUUACAAUGCAAACAUCACUAGCGACAGCAGCAUGAAGCUUUAACGUUAACUCGUUGGCGUUAAUGCUGUCUAAAUAUAUUGGGAUGGAGCAGCAGAUAGCAGCCACAGAGAUGGCUCUAGUUCAUCACAACACAUCUGUCUAACUUGUACGCCUGUGAAAGGGAAAUCAUGUCUUGCAAAGCCGCAACCAAGGACAAGAAGUCGAGCUUCAGCAAGAAGCUGUUCAGGCGCGGCUCCGUGCGCUCCGUGGGCAGUUUCAUGAGCAGAGUCCUGAGGACACUGACAGCCUUAUCACACUUUGGAUCUGAAGUACAAACAGAAGAUGAUAAAGAUGAUGGAGGAUUCUCUACUUUUAAAUCUGGAAGUAAAGAUGUACCCAUGGAUGAUGGGGACAUGGGGGGUUUCCUGUCUGGAGAGAGAGUUCCUGGAGUGUCGGGUCUCAAAAACCACGGGAAUACCUGCUUCAUGAAUGCAAUUCUGCAGUGCCUCAGCAACACUGAACUCUUUGCUGAGUACCUCGUUCUGGAGCACUAUAAAGACGAGGAGCUGGAUGAGGACAAACCGAAGACAAAUGGCGUACUUCUGCAGAAGAAAGGCCCUCUGGCCAAAGGAGAAGUUACGGAGCAACUGUCAGGACUUGUGCGGGCUUUAUGGACGUUUGAAUACACCCCCCAGCAUAGCAGAGACUUCAAGAAUGCUGUGUCAAAAAAUGCCACGCAGUUUAAAGGGAACGCUCAGCACGAUGCUCAAGAGUUUCUGCUGUGGCUGCUGGACAGAGUCCACGAGGACCUCAACACAGUCAACCCCAACAGCAGGCCUCCUAUAAAGCCCCCCAUCGAAGAAGAUGACCAAAGCCUAGAAGGGCCUUCUCCCCCACUCUCCGCUGGGUCAUUCGUACAAGAGCUGUUUCAGGCCCAGUACAGGUCUUCUCUCACCUGCCCACAUUGCCAAAAGCAGAGCAAUACGUUUGAUCCCUUCCUCUGCAUCUCCUUACCCAUUCCACUACCACACACGCGGCCCCUGUAUGUGACAGUGGUGUACCAGGGCAAGUACUCUCACUGUAUGAGGAUUGGAGUUGCUGUUCCUCUCAACAGCACUGUCUAUCGCCUCAGAGAUGCUGUGUCACGUGAGACCAAGAUCCCAAUGGACCAGUUUGUUUUGACUGAAAUGUACUAUGAUGGUUUUCAUCGUUCAUUUUGUGAUGAUGACGAUGAUCUCGACAUCAUUCAAGAGAGCGACUCCAUCUUUGCCUUCGAGACACCAGAGACCUUCAAACUGGAAAACAUACGCACAAAAAGAGGAAGUCUUCUUGCAAAUCUGAAUCAUAACAACUUAAAGUACGGGACAGAAAUCGGUAGGACUCCUUCGUUCAUGCAGGGGGCCAUGACUCCUGUAACUGCAUCGCCCAAUAAAAACCUGGGUCCGGAAAAAAUUAUCCUUUUGGUGUGUAACAGAGCUUGUACUGGCCACCAAGGAAAGAGGUUCGGCCUGCCUUUUGUACUGUACAUGGAGCGCACUGUGACCUGGGAUGCUCUACAAAAAGAGAUCCUGGAGAAAAUGCGUCAUCUUUUGAGACCCGGGGUCUACAUUCAGGUGGGACCUUUCAGUCUUCGGGUGGUUGGCGUUGUUGGUAUAACAUACCUCCUUCCCCAAGAUGAACGACCACUGUGUCACCCAACUGUGGAAAGAGCAUACAAGUCCUGUGGACAAGGUGGACCACCACAUGUGAAGAUAGUGGUAGAGUGGGACAAAGAGACCAAGGACUAUCUGUUUGGGCACACAGAGGAGGAGUACAUUCCUGAUGCUGAGAGCGUGUAUCUGCACAGAGAACAUCAUCAUCAGCCGCAGGCCUGCACGCUUGCACAGUGCUUUCAGCUCUACACAAAGGAGGAGCAGCUGGCCCCAGACGAUGCCUGGCGCUGUCCCCACUGCAAGCAGCUGCAGCAGGGUCGCAUUAAGCUCAGCCUGUGGACACUGCCGGAUGUGCUCAUACUGCAUCUCAAGAGGUUCAGACAGGAGGGGGACCGGAGGGUCAAGAUGCAGAACAUGGUGAGGUUCCCAUUGAUGGGCAUGGACAUGGCACCUCAUGUGGUUAAGAGGAGUCAGAGCAGCUGGAGUUUACCUUCCCAUUGGUCGCCAUGGAGAAGACCCUAUGGUCUGGGAAGAAACCCUGAUGACUACCUGUACGACCUGUACGCUGUGUGCAACCACCACGGGAAUAUGCACGGAGGCCACUACACUGCCUACUGCAAGAACUCCAUUGAUGGUCAGUGGUACUGCUUUGAUGACAGUGAGGUUUCACCAAUAGCUGACGAUGACGUGUGUCAGCAGACGGCCUAUAUACUCUUCUACCAGAGGAGGACCGCUAUUCCCUCCUGGUCGGCCAAUAGCUCUGUUGCUGGUUCAACCAGUUCAUCCCUGUGCGACCACUGGAUCAACAGGUUACCAGGUAGCAGGCCUGCUAGCUUAGCCUCCGGAGCCUCAUCCAGACGCACCUCUCUGGCUUCACUGGCUGAGUCAGUAGAGUUUCCAGUCGAACGCAGUGAGGAUGACGGAGGAUUCUCCGUCCGCCCUUUUGUGAGGAGCAUUCAGCGUCAGAGCUUGUCCUCCAGGUCGUCCAUCGCUAGUCCUUUAGCGUUCAGCGACAGUGGGAUGAAGCCGUCGUGGUCUCUCUCUGCGAAGCUGCAUAUGAGGUCCAACUCACCCUCGCGUUUCUCCCUCGACUCUCGAUGUUCCCCUCCUCUAGAGAGGAUAGGAGAAGCCUGCGAUGACAAGGUUUCCACGUCCUGUUUUGGCAGCUACAGUAGACAUGAACGCUACUUUGGCAGCAGGACUCCCUCGUCUAUGAUGGAGAGCAGCUACAGUGACCAUGACAACAAUAAAAGGUUCCUAGACAUGAUGUACUGCAGGGCUCCCACUCCAGUGGAAAAGAAGAGCGCCAAAAACGAGCCAACUGAAAACAACAACCAGAUUACAGCUAUAGACCAAAACAUACUACCUGCCCAAGCAACUCCCUCUAAAGAGCAGAAACGUAAGAGCAGCAUUGGAGGAUUUGGCUCAAAGGCAGAAAGCACAGGCUCCACAAAGGGCUCCAGCAAAGUGGAACAAGAGAAAACUUCCAAAAAACGUUUGUGCGCAACCUAUAAGACUUCAGCGUCUGAGACGUCUUCCGGUACACCUGUGAAAGGCAAGAAGGUGAGCAAUACUAAAGAAAAGAGUGUAAAUGCCAAGAAAAGCACCUCAACACCAAGUGGGACUCCCUCCAAAACAAAGGAAGCAACUCAGCCUCUAGAGGCGACGCCACAACACAAGCCUUGUGUCCGCUCCACACCUCAGUCCUCAGCGUCUCCCUCACCAACUUCAAAGAAAAGUUCCAGUGUCACAGAGAAAGGCGCCACGAGUACUCGCAAACGUCUGGUCGAAAGGAGCUACAGCAGAGAUUCUAUGCACACUAGCCCUCUGGUCGACAAUCUCCGAGGCAGCUUGGUAGGUCGCGCUUCACUCUCAAAGAGUGGGGAAACAAACAGGCUUGAAAAGAGAUCUGUGAGGAGCUCCAUCAGCAGCUCUUCUGUCACUAGCCUGCGCUCACCAAGUGUAACCACCAGAGACCUGCAGCGCAGCAGCAAAUCUGAGGAAAAAGGGUUGUCUUUCUUCAAGAGUGCUCUUCGACAAAGGGAAAGCCGCCGGUCGGCUGAUUUAGGGAAAAGCACCAUGCUUGCCAAAAAGGCCUCAGAGAGGACGUGCAAGCAAAAUGGACAAGCCAAGGAGAUCGCUGGUGACGCCGUGUCCUCACAGACAUCUAUAGAGACUCAUGGAGGUGAGACAAAGUCUGAGACAAAGGAGUCUUCCAAGCCCCCCAGCUCUCUCAGUCGCACUCUGUUGAACGUAGGCAAGUCCAAGUCUUCCACUUCUGAAGUAAGUCACAAGUCUCCCGCAAACGGGAAGAAGCCACUUGAAAGGAUGGCAUCUUCCCGAAAACUGUCGUCAAGCAUGCAAUCUCCUGCACGUACAACACAGAGGCCUCAAUGAUAUAUCAAUAGUAGUUAUAUUGAACUUACAUAUUGCAGCUAUUUUCUUUGUGCCUAAGUUUCAGUGAGCCCCAUAUGUGUUUGUAAAGAGACACAUUUUUUGGUGUUAUGGUUUUGUACACUUGCAUUAGAAGUAUGUGGCUUUGGGUUUUUGAAUAUUGGCAGCCAGCUCUAAGAUUUUAUUUAUUUAUUUUUUUUAUCCGUACUGGAUAAAAAGUAAAGUACUGUACUCCAUUUGCAUAUUUGGGUGCCAAACACGUGCCUGGUAUGGACGGUACAUAAGCAUGCCAUAUGCAUUCAGCUGUACAGCACAGCCUGUUUGAUUGUGCGUACUCGAGGCCUGUAUGACAGCUGACAGAAUUCCCUACUGGAAUCUUGAGAUCCAAUUAUCUUUCCUUCAGACACAAGAGGCUUGUUAUAUCUUUGAAAAAUAUCUAGCUAAAAACCCCUCAUUUAAAAUGCAGCAGCUUAUACAUUAAAAAAUGAAGGGGAUAAGAAACAUUUCCACCUUGUAUGCAUCAACAAUGCAUAGUUUGCCUGGAAGAGUAACAUUUUUAAACUAAUAUAGAUUCAAAUUUUUCAGAUCUGAGAUGAAGAUAGGCUGAUUGUCGAUGCUUAGGCCUCACUGCUGUUCUAUAUGCAUUUGAAACCCAACAACAGUGAGAACAGAACCAUAACAUUAAUGAUUGUCUCUGGACAAAUACUGAAACAGUUGAUUUGCUCACACACACACACACACACACAUGCACACAUACGAAAGAGUUUCAUUCCGAAAUAGCUGUGGCUAAACAUUCAUAGUGGUUUUCAGUGAUUGAUUUAAGCCGAUCAAAGUGACCAUUGUUUUUUCACACACGCACGCACACACUUUCUCCACACACCUCAUGCCAUUGGUUAAUAGGGAUAGUAUGAGUGUUUUUUGUCUUUGGCUAUGGAGAAAGACUUUAGUAGACUUUAUAUACUCAUAAUUAAUGUCACAUUCUUUCUUGAGAGUAUCUGGGAACUAACAGCAGCAGUGGUCAAAAUAGUCUUUAUUGUAAACAUGAAAAGAAUAGUUGUGAAACGCAGAGGUAAUAGCAGGCCCUGGACCAAAACAGAAAAGAAUCUGAGAUGAGAAAGAAUCAGGAUCGGUACGGAAACUGAGACAAAACUUUAUUUUUGUUUAAUACUAGUACCUUUUCGAUAGAAAUGUAUUUUAUUAAAGUUCUUAUUGAAGCUGACAUUUUUUCCUCAAAGAGAUGGUGUUUUGGAAUGAAACCCUUUAAAUUCAAAGUAUAUAAAUAUAUAUAGAUGUGUCUGUACAGAUAUCGACAUAUAGUAUAUAACCCUUUUUGUCCCCUUUCCAUGAGCAAGAUGAAAAUUAUCUUAAGCGCCUUUCAAUGCUGUACAUGGAAACAAAUAAUUGCCUUUGGCAACAUAGUAGUCUACUACUGUAUGCAUCACUGAGUAGGAAUGUUGUGUUGUUUGCACUUUGUAUAGAUAAAGUAGUUUUCUUUUACCCAGUCAUACACACACACAUACACACACACACACACACACACACACACACACACACACAGACUCGCACUCACACUCUCUCUCUCUCUCUCUCUAAGUUAACAAUAUAAUUAUCUCAUUUUUAAUAUGCUGUACAUGACUUCGAGACAUAUCGUAAAGUAGUGUCAACAGGCCUUAGACUUGAAAUGGUAAAAGGGUACAUUCAUCUCAACGUUUCAGGGGUCAUUUAAAAAAAAUAAAAAAAUUCACCCCUUCACUACACCUGGUGCUGUAACAGACCACUGCUCCUCUGGCACUGAUGUUUCUUAAAUGAACAUAUUUUCAAAUGCUGAUGUUCAGAACUGUGACUACACAGACUUCAGUGACCUGGAAACCUGUUGGCAUAACCUGUGGUACCUCAAUGGAGAGGACAAUACUUUGCCAUUUUUUUCUUCAUCAGGCUGAAACAGAAUAUUGAUAUUGAGCCAUUUAAUUCAUCAUAGAAUGACAUUUAUUCUGUCUCUGAGCAGUUAUCCAACUUUGGAAAUGCAGGCAGAAUUUUCUCACCUAUCAGGCACUGCAUGGCAUUACCAGUUUUGCAGCAUAAUGAUAGAAGCGGAGGCGGGUUAAUGUCACUUCAGCUGUCAUGAUGCAUGAUUGGCCUCAAUUUGAACAGCUUUACCAUUAUAGAAUCAGCCCACCUGUAAUUGCAAUAUUCAUACAUUAGAUACCAGCAAUAAUGUAUGUUUCCAAUGAAUGAAUGUGGAUAUGCCGUUAAAAGCCAACCGUUAGUGAGCAGUUCUUACUUUGAGCAUUAACAUAAUCGUUGAAUUACAGAUUACAGUAUUUCUCUCCACUGUUUCUCUGUAGCAUCUACCAGGUUUACAUUGGUUCUCAGAUGGUUUUCAGAGGAAAUACCACUCAAGUUAAAGAUUUAAGUAUGUUAUUGAAAUGGUCUGUAUGGGGUUUGAGCAGAUUUGGCUCAGCUAUAUGCGACAUAGCCAUGUCGCCUUGAAGGUGAAUGCUGCAGUUUUCUGAUCAAAACAAACUCUUCACCAGUGCGCUGUUGGCAGGUUAGAUUGCCACAGGAUGACACUUUAAACCCAAAUUCUACCCAACCAUGUUUUAUUUAGAUGUUGCAUCCAUCUGUUGAGAAUAUUAAUAGACACAGCAAAAAAAAAAAAAAAGAUGUAUUUGAAGCCAGAGCAUCAAACUUGACAUUUAGAGAGAAAAAAAAGUUUACCUGUUAAGUGAUGAACAAGAUCGACAUUAAAGUCCACUGUGUAUCCUCAGGACUUUUUUUAUUACUGUGUUCUGCACCGACUUAACAUAGGUUGCUGAUCCUAGGUGAUAAUAUAGAGUUGUGGAAAGGUUAUCUGCUGUAGACCUGUGAGCUCAUCACUUCACUGGCAACCAGUCUCUCUAAACUUUUGUGGGACUACCAUUAGAAAUGUGUAGUGUGCUCAAACCUUAACAGACCAUAGAAAUAACAUACUUCUUGUUUGAAUAAGGUGGUUUUCCUGUAGCUGCUCUUUUCUACUUAAACUUGUGAUCUAUCAGGAACCUGUGCGUGGCACUUUGGGUCAAAGCAGGACAAUUUUAUGUCAUUUUGGCUUUCACCGUCUCGUUUGCCUGUUUUAAAGUCAAUGUAAUUAUUGUUGUGGCUUGUGUGCAUUUUAGUGCUGGAUUGUUUCAUUUCACUUGCUAGAUUUGCAGUUUAUUGGUGGAUUUUUAAUCCAUUCAUGUAGCCAAAACCCAGUGCAUUAGAAUGUGAUGAUGCCCCUUCACUUUUGUUUUUUGGGGCAUUGUAAACAAGGAUCAGUCAAAUACAAUAUUACAUAUUGCUUAUAUAAAUAGUGGUCAUAAUUUGAGAUCAAAUUGUAUCCAACCAACCUUUUGAGACUUUUUGUCUCUACAGAAUUAAAAUCUGAAAGCUGCAGCAUCCUUAACAAUUUUGAUUAUAGCCAUCACUUUUGUUUUUACAGCGUGUAGGAUUAGAUGAGCCAUGGUGGUUGAGACCCUCAGCUCAUUCAGUAGCAACUUAGUGGUGUUGUACAGCCUAAACUCUUUAAAUGUAGUGUAUUGCAGAGCUGAAUGUCUGUGGUUUUUACAGGAACCUUUUGUCAAACAUGAAACGUUUUAAUCAGUAGCUUCCAAAAAAAAAAAGGAUUUAGGAUUUUUAUUUUGCCUUGACCAACAUACUAGUGGUAGAACAAUAAUCCAAUAAUCAUCUCAUUGUUUGAUGUUCAUCAGUUAGACUAACGAAACUGAGGUUUGAAUGACCAAAAAGUGCAACAUGGCUGACUUAUGAGAGCUCAAGUAUUGUAGUAAGUAAGUUUUCUUCCCAAUUAAUCCAAAAACAUACUUGCUGAAAGAAGAUGUCAAAAAAAAAUCCAUGUAAAAUGAAUCAGAAAACCUUUUUACAUCUCUUUCGUCACUGCAGUUAUUCUGUUUUUUCUUAGUUUUUUUUUUAUUUGUUAAUGUACAGUCAAUGUACAGAAUUAAAAAUGAUUAAGGAAUGCAGUAUUGCAUGAAAACGCUAAUGCAUGUAUUUCAUUAACUAUGCAAGAGUCUGCAGCUGUGUACAGUAGAAAGCAGAGCAUGGCUGGUAUAUUCCAUCGCUUCAUUUGCACAUCAUUCCAAUAUUUAGAAAUUGUAAAUUUACAGAGUAUUUCAUCUUUCAGGUAAAAGGAUUAAACAUGAAAAUCUUGCCUAUAUGAAAAUUUAUUUAAUGCCAUAAUUGCUUUUAGCAUUCUACCAUUUAAUGUUUCUAUUUUGUAUUUUUUUUCCUCAUUAUUUAAUUUUUUUUUUUUUAUUUCUGCUGAUCUGUGCUCUCUGGGUGCUCCUACCAAACCGGUAGGUUAAUGUCUUUUUGUUUUUGACAAGAUGUUUAAUAUUUACUGUUGUACACCAGCAGAGACAACACUAUGGAUACGAUAAUCUCUAUGUGGUUACUAAAUAGCCUCAUGUAUGUAUGUAAGUACGUAUGUAUGCAUUGUGAAAAGGCCUUCCAUUAAUUCACUUCGGUGAUAACGGUUUGUGAACCCCUGUUAAAAUGUUCUCAGCUGCAUCAAAGAUGUGGUCAGUCUCUAAUAUAAAGGCAACUCAAAUAAAUAAAUAAAUAUAUAUAGAUAGACAUAGCUAAAUGCAAUAAAGAAAGAUAUUAAAUUUAUAGUUUUAUAUUACAAUAUGUAAUGAACAAUGACAUGCAAAUAUAAAUGCUCAGUUAAUACUUUUUGUAGUAUUUAUGCCACAUCAAUCGUUUUAAUCAUGAUGUGAUUUUUAUUAUUUUUUAUGCAAAGCGGUUUAUCAGCAAACAAACAGCAACUUUAAAGCAGCACUUCUCUUUUUUUUUUUUUUCUUCCUGAUAUCUGGUAAAGUGGGGGUAAAACAUUAAUCACUCUAGUUGCUAAAAUGCAUACAGGCUGCAGAACUUAAUUAAGAUUAGAGAAUCCUGCAUUGCGUUAUUGUUGAGACACAGUUGUUUUUGUUUACUUCUUGUUGUUAACAGAGUCACAAGAAGUAACUCUUUUUCAAGGUGAGAGCAGUAAUUAAUGAUUUUAUAUUCAACAUGUUUGAGUAAGUAUUUUACCACUGAAUCAAAGUUGCAAUAACCACUGAACCUGAAAUACCACACUCCUACAUUUGACUUCAGAUUCUUCAGAUAUUGUCGUACCACAGCAAUACAGUGGUGUCCUUUAAUAUUUAAAGACUCAAAAUACUUCCAUUGUUUGAGUUUCGGGGUGAAAUAGUUUUAUUUUAAGGCAGAUAAAUGAGUCUUUUGAGCACAUUUGUAAGAUGUAAACACUACAAACAUGAUACUGAAACUUUUCAGAAGCCUUAAGCAAAACAAAUUGUUAGUUUGUAUCUGGAUGAUACAGAAACUUAAGAGCUGUGUAAUGAAUGAAUGUCAUGAGUCUCAUUUUAUUAUUAUAUUUUAGGCUAACAUAAAGAACACUAUUGUGCUAAAUCCAUAGCACGUCUCUACUUUGACAUUUUUGUCUUUGACUUAUGCUUUUUUUUAUGUAUCAGUCUUAAAGCAUUUUGUAAAAUACAGUAUGUUGCAUUUAUUGUGAAUUGUUUUCUUCACUAUAGUCCUUGUUGUACCGGGUUCAUGAGGUUAUUAUUGACAUUUGCAUUGUCUGAACUGGCCUAUUUUUUUUUAAGAUUCUUACAUUAUUUUACAUUUGGGCCUCUGUUCCAACAUUUGCCUGUUUUUUAUUUUUAUUUUCUUAGUUCCAAGUUCCUUAGACUGUGUCGGAGUCUUCUAUGUUAAUUUAUUUCUCUUUUGUUAUCAUAUAUGCACUUUUAAUGUUUUUUUUUUCUCUAAAAAGACAAAUGUGUAUAUACUUUGUUGGUUUACCCAUGCAAGUACAAAAUGAAAAAUCAGAUUAAAAAUAUUGAAAGUG